AUGGUUCAAGCUAAAUCAAAAAUUUCCAAUAAUAUCGACGCAGGUGCUCAAGGAUUGUUCAUACAGGACGGAAACUUUGAUCUACAUACAUUAUCACGAUAUCCUGAUCGAAUAUAUCUACGUUCAAUUGAUAACAUACCAAUUGAAAAUGCUACUUACAUUUUGAAUAUUUCGGAUCAUAGAUCUCGUCGAAGAAGCUUGUCGGACAAAAACGGACAAAAUGAGUCUCAUAGCUCUGAUCGUAGCCAUAUUGACACUCAUAUGGACAAUCUUUCAGCCAAUUUACUCACAAUAGAUCAAGAAACAGAUUCAAAUAAAAUAAGAAAAAGAAAAACAUUAAAAGAUUAG
This is a messenger RNA of Adineta ricciae, 348 nucleotides long. NCBI's taxonomy places the organism in Eukaryota, Metazoa, Rotifera, Eurotatoria, Adinetida, Adinetidae. The record is from the annotation of a GenBank genome assembly.